Molecule: messenger RNA, 2804 nt
Organism: Anneissia japonica
Lineage: Eukaryota; Metazoa; Echinodermata; Crinoidea; Comatulida; Comatulidae
Product: DDB1- and CUL4-associated factor 5-like
Biological process (GO): negative regulation of fatty acid biosynthetic process
Cellular component (GO): cytoplasm; Cul4-RING E3 ubiquitin ligase complex
Molecular function (GO): protein binding
Source: RefSeq, a predicted model, not a curated record
AGCCAUUUGUAUUAGCAAACUAUGCAACUUCAUUUCAUGCUGUGGUCUACCACCCAAUGGAAUCAAGGUUCCUGGCAACGGCUAAUUGUAAAGAAGGGUUGGCAUUAUGGGAUGUGCGGAAACCAAGAUCUUCAUUGUUAAGGUAUAGUGGCGUAUCGCAACAGAGUGCCAUGAGCGUUUGCUUCGACCAACUUGGAAGACGAUUGCUGGGGUUACGACGGCGAUUACCACCAGUACUCUACGAUCUCCAUAAUGCUGUUCCUACUUACCAGUUCGACCACUCAGGCUACUACAAUUCCUGUACCAUGAAGACUGGCUGCUUUGCAGGGGAUAAGCAUCAGUAUGUUGUGUCAGGCUCUGAUGAUUUUAACUUGUAUGUGUGGCAAGUACCGGAAGGUCCUGUUGAAGAGGGCUGGGUUGGUGAGGCACAUAUGGUCUUGCAGGGUCAUCGCUCGAUUGUUAAUCAGGUUUGUUUCAAUCGUCACACACACAUGAUCGCUUCAUCAGGUGUGGAGAAAGUUAUAAAGUUAUGGAGUCCAUUUGCUUUACCUGAUAGUCGAGGUAAUGUACGUGGGGACCAAGAUUUAUGGGAGGUUGACCGACCUAUGUACAAUCGUGGAGAAUAUCUGAACCUGAUGAUGAACAGCAGUUCAGCUCUGUCGUAUGAUUACAGUAACCAAUCAAUGGAAGAGGAUCCUCGCAUGAUUGCAUUCUUUGAUUCAUUAGUUCAACGUGAAGUUGAUGGCGGCUUUAGUGACUCCUCUGACAGUUAUGUCAGUACUGAUCAGAUGUUACUGUCAGUCACAGACUUCCAAUUGAUUGAUGUUGACAAUCAAUCAGACUCUGAUAGCUUAUCACCGGACACAACUAUCAUUUUACAACUUGAACGACAACAACAAGAAUCAACUGAUGGCAACACAGAAAGACAACAACCAAAGGUUGGUGCUUCUGGCGAAUCUCAGGAACCUAGCACAAUUGACUCUUUAACAGCAUCUGGUUCCAAUCACGGUACAAAAAGAGCUGCUGCAGACUCUUCCAGCAGCGAUAGUGAUCUGACAGACACAGAUGAAGAAGGGAGGCGUUUGUUUGAACGCUAUUGCGCAAAACAGCGAGAACUUUAUCGCAAAAAUAGACGGCGCAAAAGAAUGAAACAAACAAAUCAGCAAAUUGAUAGUAACAAAUUAGUAAGUCUUCGUCAAAGACUUGCAUGCAAGAAAGCUCUUAAACAUAAGAUGCAUAAGAAAUCAACAAAGACUUCAUCCGUUAAGAUUGUAAUUGGAAGUGCUUCAAGCGAUGAAGAAGAAGAAACUGUCACAAAAAAUACAUUACCACUGGUACAAAAUGCUCCAACAGCUCAUCAAGAUUCUGUGCGCUCUCUACGGAGACGGAUAGCUUUUGUAAGGAACCAAGAUGACCUUGAUGGUCAAAAAACUGAAACUAGAGAUCAUAAUGUCAGUGCUGGAAAUGAAGGACAUAGUUCAUCAGGUACUGCGGGAAAACAGCAGACUAUAAGUGGUGUCAGUGCUGGGUCUGAUAGUGAAGACCAGCCGUCAUGUAGCUGGGAUGUAUCGCAUCAUGAAAGAGAAAAAGCGCAGAAUUUACAAGCUCAACUCUCUUUUGAAAAUGAAAAUAAAGACAGUGAUAACAAUGAUGAAAGUCAAGGAUUUAAACGGAAGCAAAAAAAAAGUAAAAGACAGUAUCGCUCAAACAAACGCGAUUAAUGAGAACUAAUGAAUGUUUUUAAAAUAUUUAUUUUAUUUUGUCACAUACUUGCAUUAAUGGUGCAUUUUUUUUUUAUUUCAAAAAUAUCAAAGAAAAAUCAUUGUAUGGCAGACGAAGCUAAACUGCAGAAAUAAUUUACUGUACACCGUACUAACUGUACUUGACUGAAUGCCUAAUAAAAAGUGAAACCUCCUGUUAUUGAGCAAUGCUAUCAACCGGUCAAUACGGUUGAGUUUCUUCACACAGUAUCUCCAUAGCUAUACUAUUGCCUGUGCAGUCAGGAAUCCAAUGUUUAUUUGCUUACUUAAAUUUUACAAGAUUCCAAGAGGAUAGCACUUACAGAAUUGUUAUAAUUUUAAUUUUAAAGGCAUUAUUUUACAAGCGACAGAUAUUAGACAUUCAAUAUUCUGUAGAACAGUUGCAUAUUGUGCGCCAAACUGGUUGCAAUGGACAAUCACUGGAUGUUCUUGAACAUUGUGAUUAUUUUAUUUAAUAAUACAGUAGUUCCAUGCUUUAACAAACUUAAUAAAUAUUAAUAUGAAAUAUAUCAUCUCAGAAUGUUUUUUAUAUAUAUUUUCGCGUCUUCAUACAAGUGUUAAAUGGUGUAGUUGGGGUACCAAUGUACAAAGUAGACUGGCCACUUCAAGUAGUGCAUGUAUAUCUGUACUUCCCAAAACUUUGUUGAAUUUAUCAGAAGCUCUUCAUCUGUGAGACAUCAACAAUACAACUUGUACAAUAAUUUAAAAUUAACCAAUCAAUCUGAAUUCAGAUGAGUUUAUUCACGAGAACAUUAUUUAUGUGUACAGUGGAUAAAAAUCCUAAUAUCUAUUAAUAUAACAAAUGUAUAUUUAAUGGUUACUAAAUUAGGCCAGAAAAAAAUGUUUUUGUUUUUUGACAAAAUAUUUUUUUUGUUACUGAAGCAUUAGCUCAAAAAAAUAGUAUUAACAAGACGUUUUUAGAUUGGAUUGAAUACAUACUACUACUAAUUGUUCUCUAGAUGAUCAAAACCAAAAAUCAUAAUGGCCACUGUGAUAAAAGUACUGUACUGUAAAUGUUUCAAAACAUUCCAAUGUAUGAAUUAG